GCUCCAAUUGGCUAAGGUUGGCGCGAAGGUGCGCAAGUCGGCUCUCACGCAGAGGCCGUAGGAAACAAUAGAGGCCGCGCGCGCGGAGCGAGCGCCCGUAGGCUCGCAGCCCCCCUCCCGCAACGCUCGACCCUGGGAUCACCCUCGCCGCUUGCUUGCCCGCCAUGGCCGACAAGGAAGCAGCCUUUGACGACGCUGUGGAAGAACGUGUAAUCAACGAGGAAUACAAAAUAUGGAAAAAGAACACCCCUUUUCUUUAUGAUUUGGUGAUGACCCAUGCUCUGGAGUGGCCCAGCCUAACUGCACAGUGGCUUCCAGAUGUAACCAGGUGACAAUCUUUUGAAUAUUAUUUUGAUGCACUGAGCUUGGGAUCUCAUUCUAGCUCAGAGUGGUCUCAAACCCAUGAGCUCAGGCAAGCCAUCUCCCUGGGAAAUGACAAUGCAGAGAUGAAAAGUUCCUUUUGAAGUGAAAUUGGUAAAUUUGGAGGUUUCGGUUCUGUUAGUGGGAAAAUUGAAAUAGAAAUCAAGAUCAACCAUGAAGGAGAAGUAAACAGGGCCCGUUAUAUGCCCCAGAACCCUUGCAUCAUUGCAACAAAGACUCCAUCCAGUGAUGUUCUUGUUUUUGACUAUACAAAACAUCCUUCUAAACCAGACCCUUCUGGAGAGUGCAACCCAGACUUACGUCUCCGUGGACAUCAGAAGGAAGGCUAUGGACUUUCUUGGAACCCAAAUCUCAGUGGGCACUUACUUAGUGCUUCAGAUGAUCAUACCAUCUGCCUGUGGGACAUCAGUGCUGUUCCAAAGGAAGGGAAAGUGGUGGACGCAAAGACCAUCUUUACAGGGCAUACAGCAGUAGUUGAAGAUGUUUCCUGGCACUUGCUCCAUGAGUCUUUGUUUGGAUCAGUUGCUGAUGAUCAGAAACUUAUGAUUUGGGAUACUCGUUCAAACAAUACUUCCAAACCAAGCCAUUCAGUUGAUGCUCACACUGCUGAAGUGAACUGCCUCUCUUUCAAUCCUUAUAGUGAGUUCAUUCUUGCCACAGGAUCAGCUGACAAGACCGUUGCCUUGUGGGAUCUACGAAAUCUGAAGCUUAAGUUGCAUUCCUUUGAAUCACAUAAGGAUGAAAUAUUCCAGGUUCAGUGGUCGCCUCACAAUGAGACUAUUUUGGCUUCUAGUGGUACUGAUCGCAGACUGAAUGUCUGGGACUUAAGUAAAAUUGGAGAGGAACAAUCCCCAGAAGAUGCAGAAGAUGGGCCUCCUGAGUUGUUGUUUAUUCAUGGUGGUCACACUGCCAAGAUAUCUGAUUUCUCUUGGAAUCCUAAUGAACCUUGGGUGAUUUGUUCUGUAUCAGAAGACAAUAUCAUGCAAGUGUGGCAGAUGGCAGAGAACAUUUAUAAUGAUGAAGACCCUGAAGGAAGCGUGGAUCCAGAAGGACAAGGGUCCUAGAUAUGUCUGCAUUUCUUGUGAUUUUAAGCUCCCCUUCUUUUCUUCUCAACCCUGAGAUUGAUUUAACACUGGUUUUGAGACACACAGACUUUUUUGGCUAUCUCUCUAUAAUAGAAACCACCAACAGUGCUAUUAGCCCCAACAGUGGUUGUUUUCUAAAUACUAACUGGGGAACUUGAUUCAGCAAAGCCACAGACUUACAUUUAAAUUUUCUUCAGGAAUUUUCUAGUAACAUACCCAAGUCUAUAGCCACAGAAAGGGGAAUAUUAUGUGUGAUUAUUUUUCUUCUUACGCUAUAUCCCCAAGUUUUUCAGACUCAUUAAGUAAAGGCUAGAGUAAGUAAGGAAUAGAGCCAAAUGAUGUAGGUGUCUGAGCCAUGAAGUAUAAAUAUUGCUAUUGCAAGAUUUUGUUUUUAUUCAGGAAAUAGGGGAGAUUCAAGUCAUAGAUUCCCACUCUAAAUAAUCUUCACACCUAACCUUCCAGGAUGCACAUUUGCCUGUGUAGACCAGUAUUGGUUUCUUCAGUUAAGUCAAAACUACAUGUUCCUCUUUCCUCAUAUAUUUUUUGCUCGUUAGUGUAUUUCUUGAGCUGUUUUCAUAUUGUUUCUUUCCUUUCUGUGAAAUGGUUUUUUUUAAAACUUGGGACCACCAAGUUGUAAAGAUGUAUGUUUUCACCUGACAGUUAAUGCCACAGGUAUACUGUCAAGUUGAGAAGAGUGAAUCAAUAACUUGUAUUUGUUUUAAAAAUUAAAUUAAUCCUUGAUAAAAGUUGCUUUUUUUUUAGAGUUAGUCCUUGACCACUAGUUUGAUGCGAUCUCCGUUUUGGGUGACCUGUUUCACCAGCAGGCCUGUUACUCUCCAUGACUAACUGUGUAAGUGCUUAAAAUGGAAUAAAUUGCUUUUCUACGUAA
Otolemur garnettii (small-eared galago) is the source of this 2355-nucleotide messenger RNA. RefSeq names its product RB binding protein 4, chromatin remodeling factor (gene RBBP4). Gene Ontology annotation, cellular component: nucleus; ESC/E(Z) complex; NuRD complex. The record is from RefSeq and is a predicted model, not a curated record. Lineage: Eukaryota; Metazoa; Chordata; Mammalia; Primates; Galagidae. The transcript is spliced from 14 exons. Gene Ontology annotation, biological process: regulation of gene expression. Gene Ontology annotation, molecular function: histone binding.